Aspergillus saccharolyticus JOP 1030-1 is the source of this 1913-nucleotide messenger RNA. RefSeq names its product putative MFS siderophore iron transporter (gene mirD). The transcript has 4 exons. Gene Ontology annotation, biological process: transmembrane transport. NCBI's taxonomy places the organism in Eukaryota, Fungi, Ascomycota, Eurotiomycetes, Eurotiales, Aspergillaceae. The coding region runs from base 45 to 1763 and encodes 572 amino acids. Gene Ontology annotation, molecular function: transmembrane transporter activity. The record is from RefSeq and is a predicted model, not a curated record.
AUUUUUUCUUCUUCCUUUUCUCCCACCCUCUCCCAGUCACUACUAUGGCCGUUGACAAGAGCCAGUCUCCUCGCAUCGAUGAGGCUCCUCUCCCUGUCGGUCGCGAGUCGUCUUCUGAGCCAUCACGCGAGGAUCAAGACCAACAGGAUGGUGUGCGGGUGGCAGAGGCGGUCACUGCCGUGUGGUCCAAGAAGGCUCUUUACUUUUCCUAUGGAUGCAUGUGGAUGCUGUACUUUGUGAGCGGGCUGAACAACAACUUGACCGCCAACCUCUCGGCCUACAUCACCAGUGACUUUGAGGCACACUCUCUGCUGACCGUGAUCAGCGUCGUGACGAGUGUCAUGGGUGCGGCAUGCUUGUUGCCCAUUGCCAAGGUUCUGAACCUCUGGGAUCGGACAGUCGGUCUGGGGGUCAUGGUUCUGAUUGCCAUGAUGGGUCUGAUCAUGAUGGCGGGCUGCAACAACAUUGCGACCUACUGUGCUGCACAAGCCUUCUACACGGUCGGCUUCACCGGCGUGAUCUUCUGCGUGGACGUCCUCACCUCCGACACCUCCUCGCUGCGCAACCGUGGUAUCGCUUACGGCUUCACCUCGUCACCCUAUAUCAUCACCGCAUUUGCUGGAGCCCCGCUCUCAAACCAGUUCCAUGAGACCAACUGGCGCUGGGCGUACGGUACCGUCUGUAUCCUCCUGCCCAUCGUCGCCCUCCCACUCAUCGUGACAUGGGAGAUGGCCAAGCGCAAAGCCGACCAACAGGGUCGGCUGCAGUACAAGCCUCGCAGCACGCGCACCUGGUGGCAAAGCAUCUGGUUCUACGUGGUUGAGUUUGAUGUGGGCGGCAUUAUCCUCAUGAUCGGCGGCCUAAUCCUCUUCCUGACCUCCUUCAACAUUGCCGGCAACACCGAACAAGAAUGGAAAUCACCCAAGAUCAUCGCCAUGAUGGUCGUCGGUUUCUGCGUGCUGGUCGGAUUCGUGGUCUACGAGCGCUGGGGCGCCCCGAAGCCGUUCAUCCCGUACCACCUCCUCACCAACCGCACGGUGAUCGGCGCCUGCCUGCUGAGCACGACCUACCAGGUCUCGUACUACUGCUGGGCGAGCUACUACACCUCGUUCCUGCAGGUGGUGUACAACACCAGCCUGACGCAAGCGGGCUACAUCUCCUCGAUCUUCGACCUGAUGGACCCGAUCUGGCUGAUCGGCUGCGGAUAUUUGAUCCGCCUCACGGGACGGUUCAAAUGGCUGCUGCUGGGGGCGGUGCCUCUGUACCUGCUGGCCAGCGGGCUGAUGAUCUACUUCCGCACCCCGGGUCACUCCGUCGGGUACAUGUGCAUGUGCCAGAUCUUUCUGGCGGUGGGUGGCGGGACGCUGAUUCUGAUCGAGCAGGUCGCCGUGCUGGCUGCUUCGUCCCACGAGGAGUACGCCGGCAUGUUGGCGCUGCUGAGUACCUUUGGAAAUAUCGGUGGUGCGGUCGGAAGCAGUGUUUCCGGGGCCAUCUGGACCAACACUCUUCCCCAGAAGCUGCGCGCCUACCUCCCUGCGGAUACGGUGGAUCGGUGGGAGGAGAUCUAUGAGGAUCUGGAUGUCCAGCUCAGCUUCCCCGUGGGGUCUGAGACCCGCAUCGCUAUCCAGAAUGCCUACGCCUCGAGUCAGCGCAAUAUGAUGAUCGCGGGAACGGCGCUGAUGGGGCUGUCGAUUGUCUGGGUCCUGAUGAUCAAGAAUAUCAAGAUCAAGGACAACAAGGAUGUUGGCAAGGUGCUGCUCUGAGGUGGUAGCGAGGGAAUGAGUAGGGGUGGCGCUAUGAGGGAGGAUCUCGUUCGCUGCGUUCCCAAGGUAUAAUCUAAUGUUUCUUGAGCUAAGCAAGCGCCUCCCAGAAGGUCGCCUUGUCUUGCUUCAACACUGCAAUAUAACAUCUUG